AGUUGGCGAACGCUUCGCGCGCACCUUGGCUGGCGGUGUCAAAUCUUUGGCGUCUGAAAGCGCUGCACUUUUAUCAUUUAUAGGGUUUCUGAUCUCCUAAAAUACACGUACAAUGUCAACAAACGGUAAUACUGCGAGAAUAACACAGUUUAUGGCCCCAGAGGAACGCCUUCAGUUUGGAAUUGAGACUCCUUACCAGCGUCUUGCUUUGCAAAUGCAAGACAUAUUAGGAGAUAGAGGAAUUCUCAAAGAGGUGAUUCAUCCAGGAGAAGGCCGACCCAUACCUUCUCAUGCUUCAGUAUCAAUUCACUUUUCUGGUUUCCUUGAGUACUCCGACAUGCCAUUUGAGACAACCCUCAAUCAUAAAUAUCCUCGAAUGAUGAAGCUUGGUAGAGAUGUUACUUUGUAUGGACUAGAGCUUGGCCUUCUUACCAUGAAGAAAGGCGAGUUCUCCCGUUUUCUCUUUAUGCCCAAAUAUGCCUAUGGUGACCUUGGCUGCCCCCCGCAUAUACCUCCCUUAGCCACAGUCCUGUAUGAGGUGCAAGUGCUCGACUUCUUAGACUCAGCACAAGUAGAUGAAUUUAUGGAUCUGUCCGUGGAGGAACAGAAUGAUGUCCAGCUGGCAAAACUGCUGUCUGUGGUGGACACCCAGCGUAACUUUGGCAACCUCUGCUUCAAUAAAAAGCGCUAUGAAGAUGCAAAAGAGAGAUACCAGCAGGCUGUGACAGUUUUGCAGAACCGUGAACCACUAAACGAUGAAGAAAAAAAGCAUCUUGAGGAAGUCAAGUUACCUUUCCUACUCAACCUCUCACUCACGUACCUCAAACUGGAGAAGCCCCAUAAAGGACUUUGUUUUGGACAGAAAGCCCUGGCUAUAAACCCCCAGAACACCAAAGCACUGUUCCGCUGUGGCCAGGCCUGUUUUGAGAUGAAGGACUAUGAAAAGGCUCAAGAUUACCUCAUACUUGCACAAUCAAAAAAGCCAUUUGACCCUGACAUCAACACCUUGCUGAAGAAACUGGGACUCUGUUACAAGGACUAUUUGGAUGGAGAGAGAGAGAUGUGCUCCAAGAUGUUCUCAGGUUUUAAGCCAAAAGAAAAGUGAAGAUGUCAUCCGUCAUUCUCGAACCAGAGCUGUAAACAUAAAGAACUGGCACAUAUCAGGCAGUUUGUCACUAUCUGUCUUCAAAUACCCCACCGGGCUCCUGUGAACUUAAGCCAGUGAGGUGAUACCUGAUUCCUGUUGCCAUCCACACCAUAUUAAUAGGACUUGUUAGGUGUCCCUGACUUGCUGGAAACAUAGUCGGGGGAGGCUGGCAUGAGGUGGGGGUGUUAGGCCUGUCCAAUUUAUUUUAAUCUACUGGUAAAAGAUACCCACUGCAAAUCCAACCAUACUUGCCAUUUAGUCAAUGCCUCUGCUGUUAGAUGCCGUACAACCUGGAUAGAUACUGCUGCCAUGGAUGGCUUCCCAUUAUAGUGAGACCUGGGGAGCAUGUAGUAAAAAAUGUGCCUUUCUAAAAUAAUUUUCAGAAAAGAGAAGAAGAAAGAAGAUGGAACUGUAUUCAAAAUGAUCAAAAAAAAUACAAAAAUGACAUUGUGUGAUACACUUCGAUACAAGUAGCCAUUACUUAAGAAUGAUAAAUAUUUAUGAUUUAUAGAUUUGUUUCAAAAGUAUUUUGGCUUAAAAUAUUACAAGAAAUCCAUAGUGUUCCAUCAUUGGGAAUAGUAACCGUUUGCCAAAAAGUUUAAAUAAAUGCCACUUUAUUUAUUAUAUUUUUGUAUAAUAUGAUGUAGUUAUGUAAUGCGGUGACAUCGAUGGA
This is a messenger RNA of Triplophysa dalaica, 1820 nucleotides long. RefSeq names its product FKBP prolyl isomerase 6 (gene fkbp6). The record is from RefSeq and is a predicted model, not a curated record. Bases 113 to 1105 code for a protein of 330 amino acids. Lineage: Eukaryota; Metazoa; Chordata; Actinopteri; Cypriniformes; Nemacheilidae. The transcript has 9 exons. Gene Ontology annotation, molecular function: peptidyl-prolyl cis-trans isomerase activity; protein binding.